CUCAACUCCUCCUCCACAUCCAGCUUAUGCACCCCAGAUAAUAGUUCAAUGUCUCUUCUUGUAGGCUCUGAAUCCAGACAUUCCUAUCAACCUUAUCCUCCCUGAAAGCCUGUAUCAACAAACAACACCUGAAACAAUGGCAGCCCAAUGCCCCAUAACCACACCCCUCACCAAGCUGCUCAACAUAAAGCACCCAAUCCUCCUCGCCGGCAUGGCACGCACAAGCGGCGGUCCCCUCGCAGCAGCAGUCUCCAACGCGGGAGGACUUGGUUGUAUCGGCGGCCUAGGCUACACACCCACCCAACUCCGCGAAAUCAUCCACGAGCUAAAAGCCAACCUUUCCUCGCCCUCCCUAUCCUUCGGCGUCGACCUCGCGUUACCGAAAGUCGGAGAAGGAGCCAGGAAAACGAAUCAUGAUUACACGCAUGGGCAAUUGGAUGAUUUGAUCACGGUGACGAUUGAAGAGGGCGCAAAGCUGUUUAUUAGCGCCGUGGGGAUCCCGCCGCCGCAUGUUGUUAAGAGGUUGCAUGAUGCGGGGAUCUUGGUUAUGAAUAUGGUUGGGGCGCCGAAACAUGCGAAGAAGGCUUUGGAUGCUGGGGUGGAUAUUGUUUGUGCGCAGGGAGGAGAGGGUGGUGGACAUACUGGUGAUGUUCCGAACUCGAUUCUGAUUCCGGCUGUAGUGGAUGUGGCGAAGCAGUAUAAGCCAAAACUGCUUGGUGGACAGACGGCAUUGGUUGUUGCUGCUGGAGGAAUUUAUAAUGGAAGGAGUUUGGCUAGUAGUUUGAUGCAAGGGGCAACUGGAGUUUGGGUUGGUACUAGGUUUGUGGCUAGUACAGAGGCAGGCUGCAGUCAGGCUCAUAAGGAGAGUGUGGUUACUGCUAACUUUGAAGAUACUUUGAGAACGUUGGUGGUGAGUGGCAGACCUUUGAGAGUAAGGAGAAAUGAAUGGGUCGACAAAUGGGAAGCAGAGCCUGAGAAGAUCAAAGAAUUGACAGAGAAAGGGGUUGUUCCCAUUGAAUUCGAUAUGGAAGCUGGAAAUGAUGUUGAAAUUCCUUUUCUGAUGGGUGUUGUAGCUGGAGUCAUCAAGGACAUUCAACCAGCAAAGCAGAUUGUGGAUGAAAUGGUCUCAGAAGCAGUUGAGAUGUUGAAACAAGGACAGACAUUCUUAGGAGGACGAAGCAAGUUGUGAGGAUAAUAAGAAUAUAUAUUAC
Molecule: messenger RNA, 1211 nt
Organism: Mollisia scopiformis
Lineage: Eukaryota; Fungi; Ascomycota; Leotiomycetes; Helotiales; Mollisiaceae
Product: 2-nitropropane dioxygenase
Exons: 1
Coding region: 137-1189 (350 amino acids)
Molecular function (GO): nitronate monooxygenase activity
Source: RefSeq, a predicted model, not a curated record